Messenger RNA from Peronospora farinosa, 3765 nucleotides. The record is from the annotation of a GenBank genome assembly. NCBI's taxonomy places the organism in Eukaryota, Oomycota, Peronosporomycetes, Peronosporales, Peronosporaceae.
AUGAAAUCCUUCCCAACAGCUUCAUUACUACCCAAGGAGGAAACUCUGGCCGAUCGUUUUCUUGAACAAUAUCCAGAAUACGACGGACGUAAUGCUGUUGUAGCCAUCUUUGAUACAGGGGUAGACCCUGGCGCGAUUGGAUUACAGACAACACCGGAUAAUCGUCCCAAGAUUAUCGAUAUUGUGGACGCAACAGGCGCUGGAGAUAUUGAUACGUCCACUGUAAUCAAGUCUAUUGAUGGAUUAUUGACAUUAUCCAAUGGUCGUGUAUUGACACUUAAUUCUAAGUGGAAAGUAAGUGUAGACGGCAAAUAUCACGUUGGACAAGUCAUUGGGUACAAUUUGUUUCCUAAUCCGCUAAUAAUUAGGCUAAAACAAGAACGAAAAGAGAAAUUUGAGAUUCAACAGCGACAGGCUGUGAAUCAAGUCCAAACACAAUUAUUACAAUGGAACAAGGACAAUCAAGUGACAACUAAUGACACAAUCAAGUUACGGAUGAAGAAGGACCUGGAGAUGAGACUGACGCAGUUGCAAGAACUGAGUAAAAGUUAUAAAGAUCCAGGACCGAUCUAUGACGCCAUUGUCUUUUAUGACGGUGAAUGCUGGCGAGCAGCUUUAGAUACUACAGAGACGGGAGAUUUUACAGAUAUUCCAGCACUGACAAACUUUAAGGAUGAACGACAAUACGCUACGUUCUCGCAAGAGUCACAACUCAAUUAUGUGCUCAAUAUCUAUGAUGAGGGCAAUAUAUUGAGUGUCGUGAACGAUGUUGGAGCUCACGGGACACACGUGGCUGGAAUUGUCGCGGCAUACUAUCCAGAUCAACCAGAGUGCAACGGUGUGGCUCCUGGGGCACAGAUUGUUGCUGUGAAGAUUGGUGAUGGUAGAUUGGGGAGUAUGGAGACGUCGUCAGCUCUGAGUCGUGCAAUCCUAGCGGUCAUGAACUCGAAUGUUGACGUCGUUAACAUGAGCUACGGAGAAUAUGCAUCGCAGCACAAUUAUGGUCGCAUCGUGGAGCUUAGCAAUGAGCUGGUUGACGAACAUAACGUGCCUUUUGUGGUCAGUGCAGGUAAUAAUGGACCUGCCUUGGGUACAGUGGGUGCUCCGGGUGGAACAACGUCUAGCAUGCUGGCUGUUGGUGCCUAUGUGUCCCCAAAGAUGAUGGAAGCAGAGUACAUCAUGCGUGACAGCGGCCUACCAGGUAUUGCUUACACGUGGUCAUCGCGUGGACCGACAUUCGACGGUGACAUCGGAGUGAACAUUUGCGCCCCUGGCGCUGCCAUUGCACCGGUGCCGAACUGGACGCUGAACAAGAAGCAACUCAUGAAUGGUACGUCGAUGUCUUCGCCGAAUUGCGCUGGAAACAUUGCGUUGCUAGUCAGUGGCUUAAAGGCUCAGGGUGUCGAGUACACACCGUACUCGAUCCGUCGCGCCUUGGAGAACACUGCCGUCAAAAUACCCAAUGUGGAAGUUUUCGCGCAGGGAAAGGGUCUCAUCCAAGUGCUUCCAGCGUUCGAAUACUUGAUGAACAGCAACGUCUUUGAUGGAACAAAGAAAUUUCCCCUUCACUACGAAAUUAAAACAUCUUCAGGCAACGGAAAUGCUCGUGGCGUCUUCCUCCGUGAUAGUGCCGACUUUGCUCAUGACAGCUCUGAAGUCAAUGUCAAUGUGACGCCUAUUUUCCAUAAAAAAACUCUCCAAGUCGACAAGGUUCACUUCGAGCAGCAUGUGCGCCUCGUUCCUUCUGCGCGUUGGAUUGAUGUAGGACGAAGCCUUGCCUUGAUGCAGGACGGGCGAAGUUUCAAGGUGCUUGUAGAGACAAAGCAUCUGACGGCUGGCGAGCAUUACGGCGAAAUCGUUGCUUACGACACAACGAAUGAAGGUCGAGGGGCUCUGUUCACCAUUCCGGUCACUGUGAUCAAGCCUGAAGACGUUGUAUCGACGCUCAUCUACCAGACGAAAUUCCAGCCUGGCAAUAUCUCUCGCCGCUUCAUCACGCCUCCUGUGGGAGCUACAUGGGCGGACAUCAUCUUCUCGCGAGCUAGCGGGAACGACGAGCGUGAAGUGGAAUCCAGCUCGUCAGGCAAGUUAUACAUCUUCGAUGCAAUGCAGUUUCAGCCAUUUGUGCGCCAGAGCCUAUCGUCGUUUCACAAGGCCUUCAGCUUGAAGCCUGGACAGGAGCUCGCCUUUAGUAUGGAUCUACUGGGAGGGUUGACAACUGAGUUCUGCUUGGGCCAGUUUUGGAGCGCCAUAGGAGACUCAAUCGUGCAGAUCGAGAUUCGCUUCCACGGCAUUAAACCCGACCAAGAGAAGAUUGUUGUCACCGGCGGCGAAGAAUCACACAAGGUGUUGGUUUCGAGUUCCGUAGAGACCGAGAUGCUAGCCCCUAAAAUCGGUUUUACAAAGUAUGUGCAGCACAUCCGUCCAAAGACGGCGGAAAUUGCUCCACUGAGUUCAAGUCGUGACCAAUUCCCCGACAAGCGUCAGGUGUACGAACUAAUCUUGACGUACCCAUUCACGAAGAAGGAGGAGGGCAAGGUGGUUCCACACUUGCCUCUCUUGAAUGGUCGUCUGUACGAGUCACCCUUUGAAGGGCAGCUAAUGAUGAUAUUCGACGACAAGAAGCAGUAUAUGGGCUGCUCGGAUACCUACGGCGAUGAAACAACUUUAAAGAAGGGAUCGUAUGUCGUUCGUACCCAAGUGCGGCACGAGGAUGUAAGCAAGCUUGAAAAGCUGAAGCAAAUGGUGCUGCUUCUGAACCACGAGGUCCAAGAGAUUUCUGCGUCCGUGUUCGGACACCAGGAUGAUGUCUCGCUAGGCAACAAAGCACUUGACAAAAAGAGCUUGUCAACUGGAAAAUACGUGCCUCUUUUCGUCGCAGAACCUGCGCAUGACAAGCUCCCUGCCGGGAAUGCCGUCGGAGACAUUCUGACGGGUAAGAUCCACUUUGGUCAGAAGGAUGGCGCCAUUAAGGGAAGUGGUAGACGCCCUGGCGGGUUUGAUAUUACGUACGUCAUUCCUCCAGCGCCUACCCCAGUCAAGAAGCCUGAGCCGGACGAGCUGAAGGACGAAGCCGACGAGGCUGACGAAGAGAAAAUGGCAAACGAAGCUAUCCGUGACUUGCUGCUUGAGCGGGCGACAAAGCUGGUCGGUAAACCUACUUUCCUGCCUGCGUGGCAGCGCCUCGUGGACCAAUUUCCGAAUUACCUGCCGACAUUACAGGCAAAGCUGCACCACUUUGACGACGAAGCCACUCGGUCUUCUCAGCUGGCGGUGGUGAUCGAAAGUGCUGAUGCCGUGCUCACUCGCAUCAAGCAGGAUGAGCUGGCGCUGUUCUUCGGCACUCGAAACGUGCCUGACGACCAACCAGCAGCGGAGAAGAAGUUGCGCAAGGAGAAGGAGAAAGAGAAGGCGAUCCUUGUCGAUGCUCUUGCACGCAAAGCUCGAGCUCUCGGAGACAUUGCCCAAUGGGACGACUUUAUGCUCACGUAUGCAGAUCUACAGAAGUGGGAAGACGUCGAGGCGCCAACGUACCUGCACGUGGCGUUGCAGCAUGACCGACACUUUGAUGCUCCUGGUCUUGCACUGCAACGUCUGCGCAUGGUUCAAAACAUGGAGCAGACCGACAGAAUCAAGAUCAUUUCCGACGAAAAGCUCGCGUGUGAGAUUGUCAAUACUCUCAAUGCUCUGCAGUGGACGCACUGGACGAAGUACGAAACUCAAUGGGAACGUCGUCGCUCGCCAUCUUCCUACCGGAUCUUUUAG